AUGGCGAUUGUAUCAUUCUUAAUCGAGGUCCAAAGAAAAGCGGUAGAGCACACCUUACAGUCAACAUUGCUAUUGGCAUUUGCUGUACCAGUCAUCUACGUCGUCCUAAACGAGUUCGUUCGGGCGAACGCACGUAUCUCCGGCUUGAAAGGACCCAGAGGUUUACCAAUAGUCGGUAACAUCUGGGACAUUCGUACAAAUGCUGCUGAGAAGUACCGGAAAUGGUCAAAGCUCUACGGCGGUGUAUACCAAAUCCAACUUGGUAACAUUCCUGUAGUCGUUGUUAACACCGCUGCGACGGCAAAGGUUAUUUUCGGCCAGAACUCCCAGGCGCUAGCCUCGCGCCCAGAAUUCUACACUUUCCACAGGGUAGUAUCGGAUACCUCUGGGACUACUAUCGGUACAUCCCCAUAUAGUGACUCGCUCAAGCGACGAAGAAAAGGUGCCGCAUCCGCACUCAACCGCCCAUCCGUCGCCACCUAUAUCGAGCAUCUUGAUACGGAGUCUCGUGACUUCGUCAACGAGCUAUAUACGUAUGGCAAAGCUGGAACAGAACCAGUCGACCCUAUGCCCAUGAUCCAGCGAUUGUCCUUGUCACUCGCACUGACCCUCAACUGGGGAACACGCAUGGGCAGUCAGAAAGACGACCUCUUCCACGAGAUUACGCAUGUCGAAGAAGAAAUCAGUCGGUUCCGUUCCACUACGGGUAAUCUUCAGGACUACAUUCCACUCCUGCGAAUCUUGCCUUUCAACUCCCACUCUGCCAAAGCCAAGGAGAUGCGCCAGCGUCGCGAUAUCUACUUAAAUGACUUGAACAAGGGCCUCGAUGAGCGUAUGGCAACCGGAACGUACAGACCAUGUAUUCAAGCCAACGUGAUGAACGACAGAGAAGCCAAGCUAAAUACUGAAGAGAUGACAUCGAUUAGUUUGACUAUGCUUUCCGGUGGGCUGGAUACUAUCACAACUCAAGUCGCUUGGUUCUGCGCUCUGCUUGUUAACCGACCUGAUAUCCAGGACAAGGCUGUUUCGGAGAUCCGGAAACUCUUUGGAGAUGAUAAGCCACUCUGCGACAAAGAUGACGACCAACAAUGCCCUUACAUUGUGGCACUCGUGCGCGAGUCGUUACGCUACUACACCGUGCUGCGAUUGGCCUUACCAAAGUGCUCGAUCAGAGAUGUGAUCUACAAUGGUGUCACUAUUCCGAAAGGAACUGUCGUGUUCUUGAACUCCUGGGCGUGCAAUAUGGACGAUGAGACAUGGACUGACCCAGAGGUUUUCCGUCCUGAACGAUACCUCGAGCAACCAGAUGCACCCAUGUUCACCUUUGGCAUGGGUUACCGUAUGUGCGCUGGUUCGCUACUGGCCAACCGAGAGCUUUAUCUCGUAUACAUGCGAUUGUUGAACAGCUUCAAGAUAGAAAAGGCGGGUGAGAUUGACUCUCAUCCUUUGACUGGAAACUGUGAUCCGACCAGUCUGGUGGCCAUGCCUAACCGUUUUCGAGCUUUGUUUGUACCCCGAAAUGAGAAGGCGCUGUCGCGAGCAUUGAAGGCCUCGUCGUGA
Truncatella angustata is the source of this 1560-nucleotide messenger RNA. RefSeq names its product cytochrome P450. The transcript has 3 exons. The record is from RefSeq and is a predicted model, not a curated record. NCBI's taxonomy places the organism in Eukaryota, Fungi, Ascomycota, Sordariomycetes, Amphisphaeriales, Sporocadaceae. Gene Ontology annotation, molecular function: iron ion binding; monooxygenase activity; heme binding. Bases 1 to 1560 code for a protein of 519 amino acids.